This is a messenger RNA of Dictyostelium purpureum, 1992 nucleotides long. RefSeq lists its product as uncharacterized. The transcript has a single exon. The record is from RefSeq and is a predicted model, not a curated record. The coding region runs from base 1 to 1992 and encodes 663 amino acids. NCBI's taxonomy places the organism in Eukaryota, Evosea, Eumycetozoa, Dictyosteliales, Dictyosteliaceae.
AUGGAAAAUAUAGAUAUUAAUCAUAAUAAUAAAAAUACAAAUAAUAACAUUGAAAACAAAAAUUAUAAUAAUAAUAAUAAUAAUAACAAUAAUAACAAUAACAAUAAAAAAGAAGAUCUAUUUUUACAAAUAUGGAAAAAUCUAUUUUUAAGAUUAGUAAUCUUAAGAAAACUUAGACAAUUUCAAAUAUUUGAUUCAAUUAAAAUUAAUUUAAAUGAAUCAUUUUUUCAAUCUCCUUACAAGGAAUAUGUUAAGAAUUUAGUAUAUGAAUAUUUUAUAGAUGAUGACAGUGGCAGUAGUAGUGAUAAAGAGAUAACAUUAAAUAAUAAUAGUUUAUUAAAAUCAAUACCACAAAAUAUUAAAUAUAUAAAUUUUAUUAUAUUAUCAAAUACAACAAAUAGUAGAAAUAAUAAUAAUAAUAAUAAUAAUAACUCCUUAAUAGAAUUUCCAAACUCAAUAGAAUCUUUAAAAUUAAUUACAAAUAAUAGAUUUAUAAAUGUUUCAUUGAUACUACCAGAAAAUUUAAUCAAAUUGGAUCUAUCAAAUUUUCAUUGUUCAUUGCCUCUGGAGACAAUUUUAGAGAAUCUACGUAAAACAAAUAAACUAAAAGUGUUAUUAUUAAGCAACCAAUCUUUUAGAGAGGGUGGUCUAGUAGAAUCAAUUACUGACUUGGACUUGGGCAUUUCAAAGCAAAAAUACUUACCUGGCCAUUUUCCAAAGGGUUUAAAGAGACUAAAAACUUCCAAAUACUUUAACCAGCCAUUGAUGGUCAAUAGGGUCAUCUAUGAAACUGUUUUAAAGAGCACCUUUAAUAUAGAGCAGGCUUUACCAUAUUUCGAUAACCACAACUUGUUCCCAGACAAUUUAGAGACAUUGAUUUUCAACGAUGCAUUUAAUCAAUCAAUAAACUCUGUAUUACCAAAAUCAUUAACCACCCUCAAGUUUAUUAAUGAGUCAGAUUUUAACCAACCUCUAUCCGGUAGCUUCCCACCAUCACUUUCAUUUAUAAAGUUUGGUAAAUGGUUUAACCAAGACUUUAGAGUUUUACCAAGUUUAACAAAAUUAAAACUAGGUGUUUCCUUUCAAAGAAUCUUUGAUAUCCAGAGUAAUCCACCAAGCGCUUUAAAGAAAAUAAGAUUCAAGAGUUCGUUCGAAUCUAAUCAAACCAUCACUGUAAAUACUUUUACUAAAAGCUUGCCACCAGGCCAAUUAAAAUCUGUACAUUUGUCAUCACAUCAAACCAUAGAACCAAACUCUAUCCCAUUCGGUGUAACAAGUGUAAGAGAUUGUAAUUGGUCAAUGGUUCAUUUAUUACCAGCAUCUGUAACAAAGCUUAAAUAUGAAAGCGAACUUCUCGAGAUACCAAUGGUUGGUGGAGAUGUAGCUGUUAGACAACAAGUGCCAAAAAAUAUAAAGUCUCUAUAUCUUUUAGGAUUAAAAGAAACAAGCAAUAGUUUACCCUCUACUAUAGAUCAUUUGGAGUAUGGUGGUAAAGUAUUAUUUAAUAAGAGAUCGAGCAAUGGUAUUGGUGCUCCUAGUGAUCCUAUAGUUAUAAACAAUAAGAAACUACCACAACAUUUAAAAAUAUUAGUACUUAAAGAGGAAUCAAUUUUAAAAACAUUAGAACCCAAUUCAUUACCACCAACAUUAACAGCACUUUCAAUAAACAAAACUAGAUCACCAAUAGAAAUUGGCCAGUUACCCUCAUCUUUAAAAAUUCUCGAGCUUGGACCCAAAUUUAAUCAAAACAUAACAAAUGACUGGUUACCCCCACACAUAGAGGCAUUGGUAAUAAGAAAUAGAGCUAUUCAAAUUGAAUCUCCAUCUGAUUUACCAUCAUCCCUAAAUUGUAUUUAUCUCUCAAGCCAAUCAAUUAUAAUUAAUCAAUUCAAUCAAUUCUUGCCCAUUCUAGUCGAUAAGAUACAUGUAUUUGAUAUAAAUUCAAAAUGUAAAACAAAAUUAUUUAAAAAACUAUUAGCAAAGAUAAAAUAA